Gadus chalcogrammus (walleye pollock) is the source of this 3465-nucleotide messenger RNA. RefSeq names its product pyridoxal-dependent decarboxylase domain containing 1 (gene pdxdc1). Bases 267 to 2693 code for a protein of 808 amino acids. The record is from RefSeq and is a predicted model, not a curated record. Gene Ontology annotation, cellular component: intracellular membrane-bounded organelle. The transcript has 24 exons. Lineage: Eukaryota; Metazoa; Chordata; Actinopteri; Gadiformes; Gadidae.
GCGUGUGUGCGUGCCCCGCUUACAAACGUCUUCAUGUCACACCAGGAAGUGCUCCGUAAUCUCUGCUCUGCCUCUACACCGACACAGUGCAAGGUUGUUUACCUGCUGAAAGAGACCAACCAUUCCAUUACUUAAUGCACAAUUCCGUUGUGCCAAAAAGACAGAUACAUACUUCAUGUAGGCCAAUUCAAUUCACCGAACACGAAGUCAAUUAAGGCAAAAACAAGUUUUCGUUGAGUGCGUUCAAGGCCUAUCCUCUUUGGGCGAUGGCAAACACGGCCCUGGGCGAUAUGGGCAGAUAUUUAAAGGAGAUGCUGAACCUUUUAGAAGAUGGCCAGAGGGAGUUGGCAGUGGAGCUGGAGACGGGCUCGUUGAGCAGAAGCAGCUGUCCUGGUCCCCUGCAGGGAGAUGGCCAAAAUGUUGCAAACAUUUGUCAUCUGGUCCAAGAGCUGAUGUGUGAAGAUACAGAAGACGGUGAUAAACAGAGCCACAACAGGUUGCAGAAUGUGGGCCAAAACGGGCACAUGGCGUUGUUGGGCCACUGUCUGACCGCCUACCUCUCCAUGCUCAACAAGGACGGCUUCCGCAAGCUGACCACAAGAAUCCUCUCAGACACCACGCUCUGGCUCUGUCGACUCUUUAGGUAUGAGAACAGUUCCGCCUUCUUCCACGAGGACGACCGAGAGGGCCUGGUCAGAGUGUGCAGGCUGGUGCUCCACACGCUUUAUGAAGACUACGCGUCCGAGGGCUACGCAGCCUUCAGCUCCGCUCAGCCCAUCAUCUACCAGAGCACCUCGUCUAGGGAGGGCCUCGGACAACACAUCUGCAACCAGCUUGGGUUGGCCCUUUCCAGCCUAUGCACGGUGCCGUGUAACACUGUCUUUGGGUCACAACACCAAAUGGAUGUUGCCCUACUGGAGAAGCUUAUCAAGGAGGACCUGGAUGCAGGGAAGCUCCCCUUGCUGCUGAUCGCCAACGCAGGUAACUCGAGCGUGGACCGUGCCUACAGGCUGGGGCGUCUGAAGGAGCUCUGUGUGAAGUACAGCAUGUGGCUCCAUGUGGAGGGGGUCAGCCUGGCUACCCUGGCCCUUGAUGACAUGUCAUCCAGUGUAAAGAGAGCCGUCCACUGCGACAGCAUGACUCUGACGCUGGGCCCCUGGCUAGGUCUUCCUGCCGUGCCAGCCGUCACCCUCUACAGGCAUGAGGACCCCGCGCUGUCGCUUGCGGCCGGUCUCACCGCCAGCCAGCCGGGGGAGAAGCUGCGUCCGCUGGCCCUGUGGCUGUCCCUCCAGCUCCUGGGCAACGAGGGCAUCGUCCAGAAGAUCAGGCACGCCACCGACCUGAGUAAACAGCUAAUGGAGAGGCUAAAAACGGUUCCGUCCAUUAUAACAUCGGAUGUGCUUGAUACAGAGAUCUCGCUCCGGGAGGCUUUGACUAUGGUGGAGAAUGACGUCAGCUCUCCCGAAGUUUUGUUUAGAUUCUCACCGGAAACAAGCUCUGGAGCGUAUAAUGAUUUGGUGGAGGGAUGUUCCACGGAGGACAGGGACAUCAUGGACACGUUUAAUAGAUGGCUGGGCGAGCGGCUGGCCCGGCUGGUGCCCGUCGGCGGGGUGGACGUGGUGGAGCUGGAGGACGAUGGAACCUGCGUCCGCUUCAACCCUUUAAUGACCGCCGCAGGGCUGGGGACCCAGGCGUCGGACGUGGAGGUCCUGGUGGAGAAGCUGCUGGAGCUGGUGCCCGUGCUGUCCUCCACGCUGCGCCUCAGGGACGAGUUCCGGCGGGAGGUGCAGCGCCACAGCCCCUUCCUCAGCCUCAUGGAGGACCUCGCCUGGCCCGGCCUGGGCGCCCUCAGGUAUAACCCUCAAUGGUUUGCAGACGUGUUGGAGGACAAACAACUUCAGGAAGUGGAGAAGAUGAACUGUGAGCUCAUGAAGAAAUUGCAAGAGCAGGAAACCAGCAUCCUCUUCUCCUCAGGUACUUUGACAUGCAGCAUCCUCUUCUCCUCAGGCCCAGAGUAUGGGACCGCCCGGGACCGUAUCUUUGUUGGCAUGGUGACCGAGGACCUGGUGAACGAGGACAUAUCCCACCUGGUCAACACCGUCGCCGCGCUGGGGAGGGAGAUCGAGGAGAACGGAAAGUUAUUUGAGAACAUGGCUGAGGUGGUUCAGAGAGGCAUUCUGGAGGCACAGCUACAGCUGCAGAAGGACAGUGAGAAGAGAAUCCUUGAAGAGGGAGUGUUGAGGCAGCUUCCCGUGGUCAGCUCUGUGCUGAACUGGUUCUCCCCCUGGGAGGCGUCUGUGAAUGGAAGGACCUUCAACCUGACAGAUGGAUUAUUGGACUCUACUGAACCUACAUACUCCAGUAAAGCCCAAACCAGUGCGCUCCAUCUUCCAGACACACCAACAACAUUAUCCAGCAGACUGCAAGGUAAAGGUCGCAAGUUAUUCCUCCAUUCCGAAGACGCGGGUACUGUGACCAACCCAGGCAGGGACUCAGCAGACACUGCAGCGGACGAGGCCGGUGUGUCUUCCAUGCCCCCAGCGGCCCUCAACACCAACCCCUUCAGCCCGAGCUCUCCCGGUCCCCCCUCUGUCGACGCAGACCAGCGCCCAGAGUCCCACGCCGGGCCAGUUGUGCAGCAGGACGACUCACUGACCUCCAAAGAGGGACGGCUGGAUCCGACGGCCAGAUAGGGCAGCUCUCCUCUUUGUUUUUGUCCGACCGGUGGCUAACGUCUGUCAAAGUCGGUCUGCAGCGUAGUGGAUACUUUAAAGUCCAAUCACGUCACAAACUCAACGGUUGGGUCUUGUCUUUGAGCUCGGGGCCGACUCACUGCAGCGAUGGGGAAUAGUGAUACGUCUCUGUGUUGCCCGAAGGUCUAUGUCAGUCUUUUUACAUAUUACCUUCCAGUUAUAUACUACUAAAAAAAAUUGAUAUUUUAUUAAUUUUGUUUCAAUAAAUUACAGAUUUAACACAAAAUAUUUAAUUGAGAAACUGAAGGGAAUAAGGGUCACAAAUAUAUAUAUUUAUUUGGGUUUCCUGGUGUCUGAUGACAAUUUGCACUUUCUAUUUUUAUUUUUUGGGACGGCCUAGUAGUUGUGAAUGAUUUGAAGUCCCAAGUAGUGUGCGAUUCAACCUUUAUACAUUUUCUGCACUGCAUACAGUAGGAGCUAAUAUGAAGGAAUGUUAACAAUUAUUUAAAAUAAUAUUUUGUCCAGAGAUGUUUGAGAUGGACACUUAAUUAUGCAAAUGUAUUAUCUUGAAAUGAUCAUUUAAGUACUUUUGAUAGUAAUAUGGUGGAGGUCUUUAUUUAAAAAAAUCUGCUAUUGUGUGAUCAUAAUGGCAAACCAAAUAACUAUAUGAUAAAGUGCAAUCAUUAAACAUACUUGUAUCAUUCUCAAUGUUAUAUAUCCUUCCAUUUUUGUCAUUAAAAUAAUCGAAUUAGCCCAUUCUGUCAAUUUCUGU